Messenger RNA from Funneliformis caledonium, 2169 nucleotides. Lineage: Eukaryota; Fungi; Glomeromycota; Glomeromycetes; Glomerales; Glomeraceae. The record is from the annotation of a GenBank genome assembly.
AUGUAUCCUACCGACUCUCCUGAGAGAAGUGGACAAAAUCACUUUACAAACGAUACUGGAGACGAAAAGACUCAUAAUUCUAGUGCUCUUUCUUAUAACGAUAAUGCAACUAAUCCAACUGUAUACUCAAAUACGUUUAUGACUUCUUUUAACGGCAAUGAACGAUUCUAUUCAAGAGUUGUUGGUCAAGUCUACUCUAGAGAAAUGGUAACAAUUUAUGGUAAUCCUCCAGCAAAUUUUUGGAAUCCAAGUCCAGUCGUUGGCAAGUGUUAUUUUUGUAAUUCUGCUAUAAAUCCGCAAGAUAUCGAUACGAUUACUUGCAACUCGGCAAAUUGCAAUAUUUAUUCCCAUAUUGGGUGCUUAAUGAAAAGUGGACUUCAUGAUUUCAAUAAAUCAUGGCACUGUCCAAAAUGUAUGCCACCACGUCCUCCCAUAAGACAGAUGGAAUCAUUAAAAGACGAUAAUAUUGAAGCAAAUCAACCUCCACCGGUAAAUCCUUUGCAUUUGCUAUUGGAAGCAUCGGACCAAAUACAAUCAAGUUCUAGGACUCAAAUUACCCAUAUAAACGACAUCAAUGAACCGUCUUUUACACCUUUAGUGAAUUCAUCUACGCAGCUUAUUGAAAAUAAUGGUAUUUCAACACGACCAAAACUUAUGACUCCCGAAGAAUUUAUUUUUCAGCCUAUUCAUGGUGACUAUUCGGAUGUUAACAAUACUAAUAAUGAUGAAAAUGAAAAAGCAGAUAUUGAAGAAAUUUUACCCUCAAAAUUUGAAAUUCAAUACGCUUUAUACGAAGAAGAGCGAAAUAAUACUAUACGCAAUCUUGAAAGAACACGUACACGACAAAAUCAGGUUACCAAUGCGCUUAAAGAAUCAGUUGCUAGAAUCUCACGGGAACACGAUAAACAACUCGAAAGAUACGAAUCCUUAGAAAAAGAUAACGAAAAACUUAAUAAUGCUUUAUAUAAAUUAAAACUUGCGCUUAUUCCAUUGGCUCAAGAAAGGCACGUGUUACAAAUCUUACGUAAACAGAAUGAAGAUUUGCAUGAACAGGAUAUCGGUCAAGACAACGUUUUGCAAUUAUUCUUGAAGAUCGGUACCACCUCAAAACCUUCUAAUGCAAUUGCUUCUACUUCAAAUAUACAUAAUUUACCUACAAUUGGUUCUUCAUUAUAUGAAAGAUGCCAGAAAUGUUCAAAGAUUGGUGGACAUUUAGUUUCUUGUGUGAAUUGCCAUAUUAUUCAACAUAUUGCUUGUUGUAGUAAAGGAGAGAAACCUUCCAUGGAAACGAUAGACAUUCGAUGGCAGUGUAUUAAUUGCAGAAAUGCUAAUCCAAAACGGAAAAAUUAUACGGAUAACGCAGACAUAAAAGUCGUCCCAUCGAGUUUACUUGGUGGAUAUAAACGCAUUAAAGUAUGUAAUCCAACUAAAGAAAACGGCACAAAAUCAAGAAAUAAUUCACCUUUAGAUAGUAUUAGUACUCAAAAUCUUGAUAAUGGUUGUGACGAAGGAGUUUUAUCGCCACAACUUACUCCUCAUAAAGCAGAAACAAAUGAGGGAAAUACAAUAACCAUGGAAGUAAAAAUUAAGGAUCAGCAAGAGUCUACCGAUUUGACGCUCCCAAAUACUCCCAAGUCGGAAGAUAAUGAAAGCGAUGAUAGCAGUUUUACUGGCAAUGGUUCGGAAAUGGAAAUUGAAAUUGAAAUUGAAAAUAAUCAAGACAAAUUAAAACUUGGGCAUUUAGAUCGAGCUCCCCCAUCAGAUAAUGGCCCGGAAGCAACUAGACAACCAGCGCGUUUUGACGGGGAUAUGUAUACUCCUCGGUGGGUACGUGGAGUUGGUAAGUCAAAGGAAGGACUUUGUCCUCAUUGUGAGCCUGUACGAUGGCUUAAAACUAAGAUUUCAGCUUAUUGGUAUCAUCUCAAUUAUCAACAUGGGAUUUCUUCCAUUACUGGAAGACCAUUUACACAACCUACUUCAGAAAGAGUUAAUAAAAAAACUGGUAUGAAAGAAGCGCUUUGUCACAAGUGUAAUAAAUGGAUUUUAAAUCAAUCACCACGUGACAAGGAUGUUUUAGUCCCCGAGAUUUAUUGCAUGCGCAAAAGUGCCAUCACACUGGUUCUUAAGGGAAUUGUAAACGAUGUUCAAUUAAAUGAGGAAAGAUAUUGA